Molecule: messenger RNA, 1485 nt
Organism: Synchiropus splendidus (mandarinfish)
Lineage: Eukaryota; Metazoa; Chordata; Actinopteri; Syngnathiformes; Callionymidae
Product: transmembrane protein 26-like
Exons: 7
Coding region: 76-1356 (426 amino acids)
Source: RefSeq, a predicted model, not a curated record
GAUCAGUUGUUGUUGUUGCUUGGAGUGAAUCGACGCAUCUGGAGUUCCAAGUUCUUACUUCACCACUCUCCCAGGAUGAGUGCCAUCAAGGUCGUAUGUGCGAUCAUCACCAGGGCCCUGUUCGUCCUGCUGUGUGUGAUGGCAAUUUCCAGGGUCAUCUGGCUGAAGGGCAAUCGCUGGUACUGGCUGCUGACAGUCCUCCUGCUGCCGCUGGUGGCAGAGACGAUCGUAACUUUGAAGAGGAGGAAGGGGCAAGGCUAUAAAUGGUUUUCUCCUGUAAUCUUCUUCUUCCUCAGCAGCAUCAUUCCCUCCAUCUGGAUCUUGGAGCUUCACAACAGCAAGAAUUUACCCAAGUACGACAAGUGCACAAACUUGGACUCCUUGGACAGCAUUUACAAUGUGAACACAACGGCAAUAGAUGGCAUGCAUCUCAGCCGCAUGCAGAGAAUCGUUUAUAUCAUGGGUCUUAUCAUGCCGAAUGUCUGCCCCUAUACCGUGAUCCUGGCUUACCAUCAGAUCCUGCUCAUCCUUCUCAUCGUGGGGAAGUGGCUCCUUCCUCUGGGAAGCGGGGUCACCAAAGACGAGCUCUCUCAGCUGCUGCUCAUGUUGGUGGGCACAGCCGCGGACAUCCUGGAGUUCACCAGCGAGACGCUCUCCGACAUCAAUUCCGAAGCAUACGGCCGUCCGCUGGUCUACAUCGUUUUGAUCGUGUGGACAUGGAGCAUGCUGCAGUUCCCCUUCCAGCUCGCAGUGGUGAACACCAAAUCAGAUGGCGAGGGGGACCAGGAGGUCAAGGAGGUGUCAUUCUUGAGUAAACACAGCACAGAUAUCUGGAACGUGGUGGUGGCCUUGUUCAUCCAGGAUGGGCCCUUCCUGGUGGCCAGACUCCUCGUCAUGAUAGGCUUUUCCAGUUUCCAUCAGAUGUUGGUUUUCUAUGCGAUCAAGAACUUCCUGGUGGUGAUCCUGAACUUAUACAGGCUGGUUGUCAUCUGCGUGGACUUUCGUCGGUCCAGGACCAGGAGUGACAGAGUUGAUCCAAUGGCCGUGGCUGCUUCCUGGAAACAGGUGGGGAAGGCGUGUCCAGGCUGCUGUCCUCAGAUGAUUGGCUACCUGAAGCUUUUAAACAUCACCUGCUGCCGGCGCUUUCUCUCCCUAUCUCUUCCUCCAGCCCCAAAUGAAUGGCUUGAUCCGGUUGUGGUUUCUUUGGUGAAGUAUUUGGUUGAUCUGUUACUGUCAAUCUGUUUCACACCUAAAAAGGGUCGCUUUGAGUCGUGCCAGUUUGUAUACUUCCUCAGUGGUUUUGUGCCUUUUUGUUUGCUGCUGAACACAAGAAGCCCUGUUUUGAGUUUUGUUUGAGUCAGGGUAUUUUCUGUUUGUUGAAUUUUGAUUGUGUGUGGGGGCUUUUAAGAGACCUCAACAUUUUGUGAAACUAUUCUUGUUAAUAAUUGGUGCCUAGUGUGGCCUUUUCUGUUGAAUAAAUUGUGA